This is a messenger RNA of Saitoella complicata NRRL Y-17804, 1219 nucleotides long. RefSeq names its product 2-dehydropantoate 2-reductase. Gene Ontology annotation, biological process: pantothenate biosynthetic process. The coding region runs from base 23 to 1174 and encodes 383 amino acids. Gene Ontology annotation, cellular component: cytoplasm; mitochondrion. Gene Ontology annotation, molecular function: NADP binding; 2-dehydropantoate 2-reductase activity. The transcript has a single exon. The record is from RefSeq and is a predicted model, not a curated record. Lineage: Eukaryota; Fungi; Ascomycota; Saitoellomycetes; Saitoellales; Saitoellaceae.
GCUAUUGCUUCGGAAACAGAAGAUGGCGGAUGCCCUUCAGCGGCUCGGCGGUAUAAAGGUGGACUCGCAUGCUGAAGCGAUUCUGGGGAACGGGCUUGACGUCGAGGUGAAUAAUCCGAAAGUCCUGCGCUCUGGACCAAGACGGCCUCAUAUCAAAAGCUUGAUCGUCACGACAAAAGCUAUACACGCAUUGGAAGCAGUCGAACUUGUCGCUCCCCGACUAUCACCAUCAAGUACUGUAGUAUUGCUACAGAAUGGCAUGGGUGUACUGGACGAAGUGAUACAGUCAUUCUGGCCAGAUGCGCAGCGAAGGCCAAAUUUCGUAGUUGGUACAACUACUCACGCAGUCAAGACUGGAGAGGAUCACUUUCAUAUCAACCAUGCUGGAUUGGGCAAGGUGUCCCUUGGUAUCGUGCCUUCGCCAUUCAUAGAGUGGCGUGGAAAAGGUCAAAUCCCUUCAAUUACGGACCUCAAACAAAAUCCCAGGACGCAAUCUCUGGCAUGGACGAUUGCGUCCCUUCAGCAAGCGUCAAUAUUGGGGUGCCACUUGGAGGCAUGGGAUGUCGCCCAGAACAGUCAGCUUGAGAAACUGAUCGUGAACGCCUGUAUCAAUCCUCUCACGGCACUUUUUAAUUGCUUGAAUGGUGAGCUUCUAGUCAACAGGCCGUUGUCGGCAAUCAUACGGACAAUUGUCACCGAAGCGAUUACUUGCAUCAUGUCAACACCCCGUCUCAGAGAACUAGCUUCUCGUGACCGGUUUGAUCCUGACCGAGUGUAUUCAAAGGUCAAAAGCAUUGCUAGGUCUACCGCCUUUAAUAGGUCAUCGAUGCUUCAAGAUAUCGACCGUUCGCGCGAUACAGAAAUUGAUUAUAUCAACGGUUACAUUGUCCGCCUUGGACAAGCCGCAGGCGUAGCUACACCUGUGAACGACUUGAUGGUGAAUUUAGUGAAAGCGCGGUUUAGACUGAAAACCAGCAGGGAUCUUUCUGAAAGAGAAAUCUUGGCAGAAGAGGCACGGUUGCAGGAUGAAAUGUUGCAGGGGAAGGAUAGACCCCCGCUAGAAGAGUCGGGGGACACGGAUUGGCAGAAGGAAUACGCAGAGUUGCAGAAGGCACAUGCGGCGUUGCGAGAGGCAUAUGGAGAGUUGCAGAAGUCACUGCCAUCCGGAGUCUAGGAGAUACCACGAACGGCUAAGUCUAAUAUUAUGUGGUUGCCCUCA